UCUCGCUUCGUGCACACAAUGAACUAUACUGCGACACCCAUUCCCCAAUGUAUAAUAAUAGUGAUGUUUUUCAUUUCUUGCUUUCAAAUAGAACUCCGACACACAGGAGGCCGCGUGAUUGCACAGUGAACAUAACUUCAUGAUCAUUGUCGCUGAUUCUAACUUCGUAGUUGUGGAGUUUUCAGGUCUUUCGCGAGAAAGUCUUGAAGUCCCACUAGACGAUGCAUUCUUCCUGAGUGAACUCGUGGAGUAAAAGUUCUCCUUUUACAGAUAUGAUGUCUCGAUUGCAGAAUUUGGGGCCAAAUCCAAGCUGUCAUCAAACCAUUCAAGGACUCGUUGCUGGGUAGAGUAAUGCCAAGCUGUGUUUUCACGGAGCAAAAGCAGCUCUCCACAUAAAAUUACUAAAGGAGCACAAUGGCAGGAUAUAAUUUCCCCUACAGUCGGUUGGUCGACGCACAGCACGAGCGAAAACGCUCCGUUGCCGCUCUCCGACGGUCAACAACGGUCUUCUUCGUUCUUUGCGUCAUCGCGGCCGUCCUGGCCGUUGGAAUCAUAGCGACCUUAGCGGUGUAUAUGUACUUUUCGUCGCAAUUUCCCGUCACUGACGGUUCACUGCUUUCCACGGAGGCAACCAGACGCUUUUCCCGGACAAAGACAGACUCAGAAGACUUUGCUAGAGUUCUACAGAGGCUGAAUAAUCUUGAAGAAGAAGUUGAAAAGCUGAAGAGAAGAUGUGGAGGUUCUAGCCUUCGGCGCGACAAAGGACACAGUGGCCAAGGAAGACCUGACAAAGAGAGUCAUCAGCCUGAGGCUGCGAGCAAGGAGCAGAAUAUCGAUCAACCAACAACGCAGGAAAGUGUUAGCAGCAUUUUACAGCGCCUCAUGUCUACUACGUCAUCCAUCCAUUCUGGAUAUCACUUAAAUUCAGAGCAGGAAUCACUCAAAUCAUCUCAAUCAUCGAAUCAAGAGUCGACAGUUUUACCUCACCGGUCUUUCUCAACAUCAUCACCUUACAUAACCACCGUUGGGUCUUUACCAAUGUCAGAUGGAAUAGCUUCCUCUGUGGAUCAGCAGACGAAUUUGAUAAAGAGAGCCUCGGCGAUUUCAGAGGGACUAGCGCCCUCUGUUGACCAACAGUCGAAUUUGAUACUGAGAGAUUUGUUUCACGACGUUGGAGAACUCCAUCGAGUUGCAAGAUCUAAACAUGACAGAAAGUCCAAUCGAAGAAGCCGGGAGGACUCUGCUUUGUCCACGGCAGAACCAUCUCUCCGGGAAAGAGGGGACCGUGGAGACAGGGGAGACAGAGGGGACAACAAGAGAGAUGGACGGGGGAACACUAGAUCCAGAGACCGCUCAUCGAAACAAUCAUGUACUCCAUGCACUGCUCCGACAACAUUUGGGUUAGCAGCUCACUUCGAAGGGCAAAGGGACGGCAAUGUCCUAAUCACAGAUGAAGCCGGACGUAUUCGAGAGCCUCGAAUCUGGGGGUACGCAGACUGGAUGACACAAAAGGACAAAGACAAAUUCCAACUCGGCAUAACCCAAGUUGUCAAAGUCACCGAGGGAGGUGUUUAUUACAUCUACAGCCAGAUCAUGUUCUACGAUCUCAACUCCGCAGUCGGUCAGAGCAUCUGCGUCAACGACCGACAACGCUUCACAUGCACCAAGUCCAACAUCAGCGCCGAAGCUAAGCAGAGCACGUGUUUCCUUGGCGGUGUAGUUAAACUGGAAGACAAUGACGUGCUCAGCAUCCAACUUUCAAUCCCCAAUGUGUCGAUCGCCCUGUACGCAGAUACAUCAUUCUUCGGACUGUUCAAGCUCGCCCCUGCUCCUUGAGACCCCUGCUCUCCUUGGCGUCUAUGUAACGACACCCCUGAUUGGGGUCAACUGUCUCCAGCGUUCCACAGAAAGGUGGAUUUGAUUUGACGAAGCAAUUCAGAGUAAAGACAGUCUCUCAAAACUUAACUUUCUGUCCCCAAUGUGUCGAUCGCCCCGUACGCAUAUACAUAAUUUUUUUUCGGGCUGUUUAAGCUUUCUCCUUGAAGCCUGCCACCCGCCGGCGUCUAUGAAACGACACCUCUGAUUGGUUGAUCAGGGUCGACCGUCGCAUUCGUUCCGCAGAAAAGUGGAUUUGAUUGGACGAAACAAUUCAGAGUAAGACUUUCUGUUCGAGAACUUCUUUUCAGCUGGAUGUGUUGGGUGCAGUCAUUGUUUAUAGAGUACUUACGACCGUACAACCACGCAAUAAUGACAUUCGAAAACAACUUGUCUAGUUGAUUAUUAAGUCGGCAGAUUAGACUUUAAGUCGGCAGAUCAGACUUAAUCUCUCUCCAUUUUCUGUUUGCAAAUGCAAUCACCUUCAAACUGUAUGCAGUUUUUGACAGAGCCGAAGAGGUCGUCACUUUAAAACUCUCAGAAGCUACUUGUUAUUCUUAAAUACAAAA
Asterias rubens (European starfish) is the source of this 2444-nucleotide messenger RNA. RefSeq lists its product as uncharacterized. The record is from RefSeq and is a predicted model, not a curated record. Gene Ontology annotation, cellular component: membrane. Gene Ontology annotation, molecular function: tumor necrosis factor receptor binding; receptor ligand activity. The transcript has 6 exons. The coding region runs from base 415 to 1836 and encodes 473 amino acids. NCBI's taxonomy places the organism in Eukaryota, Metazoa, Echinodermata, Asteroidea, Forcipulatida, Asteriidae. Gene Ontology annotation, biological process: immune response.